Molecule: messenger RNA, 1617 nt
Organism: Coregonus clupeaformis (lake whitefish)
Lineage: Eukaryota; Metazoa; Chordata; Actinopteri; Salmoniformes; Salmonidae
Exons: 11
Coding region: 382-1518 (378 amino acids)
Biological process (GO): positive regulation of GTPase activity
Cellular component (GO): plasma membrane; intracellular membrane-bounded organelle
Molecular function (GO): GTPase activator activity; phosphatidylinositol bisphosphate binding
Source: RefSeq, a predicted model, not a curated record
GCAGUUCACUUCCGAGUGUAGGUUAGACUCCCUCCCCUCACACACACCCUCUCGGAAAGGUGUCGGAGAGAGAGGCUUAGCUAGCAACAAGUUGUGACAAAUCCUUUUCAUCAAGGCCAGGGAGUUUGCGGUAAAACUAAAGUUGGGCGGUGAGAACCAUGCAAGAUUUUCACUGAAUGGACCGAACUGAAGAAUCGAUUUGAGUGGACGUUUAUUUUUCUUCUUCUUUCAGUUGAGUCUGGCAUACCUCAUCCUCUCGUGUCUAGGCUACUACCUGCGUGUGUAGGGAGCCGAGGACCCACCCGAAGAGACACUUUUAUGCUGUGAUUUGUCGGUUGUCUUCUCUCAGAAACGGUUUAGGACCGAUUUAAAGGAUUUGAAAUGCCUGGGAACGAGAGGGUUUCUCGUCUCUUGAAGGAGAUCAUUCAAAAACCAGGGAACAACGCUUGCGCAGACUGUGGCGCGCCUGAUCCUAGUUGGGGCUCCUGUUCCCUAGGAGUGUUCAUCUGUGUUCAAUGUUCCGGGAUCCACAGGAAUAUUCCUGACAUCGGAAUGAAGGUGAAAUCCCUCAGCCUCUCCCGCUGGGAAGACCAGGAAGUAGAGUUCAUGGCGGAGAACGGGAACGGAUUGAUGAAGCAUAAAUAUGAGGCGGUGGUUCCUGUCUACUACUACAAACCUACCCACAAAGACUGCCAGGUCCUGAGGGAGCAGUGGAUCAGAGCAAAGUAUGAGAGGAAAGAGUUUACAGGCGAAGGGAAGAAACUGACCUAUGAGGAGGGAACGAGGGAUGGAAUGUUGAUGAAAAGGGGGCGGGACAACGGCCAGUUCCUCAACCGACGAUUUGUUCUCUCAGAAAGAGAGGGGACACUGAAGUACUUCACCAAGUAUGAUGCCAAGGAGCCUAAAGCCGUGAUCAAGGUGGACUCUAUCAACGCAGCCUUCCAGCCAGAGAAGAUAGGUAACCCCAACGGACUACAGAUCACCUACCUAAAAGACUACAUCACCAGAAACAUCUUCCUCUACCACGACAACGGCAAGGAGAUAGUAGACUGGUUCAAUUCUAUAAGGGCCAUCCAGCUGCACUAUCUAAAGGUGGCUUUCCCAGGGGCUAAUGAUGCAGAGCUGAUGCCCAAAUUGACCCGCAACUUUCUGAAGGAGGGCUAUAUGGAGAAAACAGGACCCAGGCAUACAGAAGGGUUUAAGAAGCGUUGGUUCACCCUAGACCACAGACGUCUCAUGUACUACAAAGAUCCCCUGGAUGCCUUUGCCAAGGGUGAGGCUUUCCUAGGGCACCAGGACCAUGGUUACAGCGCUAGCCCCGGCCUUCCCGCCGGAACCCACUGCAACGGCGCCUGGCAACAUGGCAUCACCAUAGUAACGCCCGAGCGCAGCUUCCUGUUUACCUGCGAGACGGAGUUCGAGCAACAGGAUUGGCUGAAACACUUCAAUGAUGUCAUCAGCAUCCAGAUGUCCCCUCAGGAGUACUCCAUGGAGGCUAUGUUCAGACACAAGCAUUGAUGGACCUGUGGCCUGAUGGACCCUUCCUCCUCUCAUCCUCCUCUCCUCCUCUCCUCUACCCAUCCUCUAUUCCUCCUGUCAUCCUCCUCUCCUCUACCC